AUGUGGUCCCGAGCCAAAAGAGCAGUGGCUGAAACUAUGGUGGACUUCUUUUCACUGCUAUUGCAAGUCCUCAGUCUUCACACAGGAAAUAUGGCCGAUACCACCUUUGGCUGGUCCACCUUUGAACUCACAACAGAAGUAGUGGAAGGGGAAGAUGACCAAAGCAUCUCUGAACACCUGAAGGCCAUUGAUGCAGAGCUUAAGAAGAUCAGGCCAAACUUCACUAACAUUGAGUGGAGGAUGGAGAGGACGCUACACACCAGAACACCGCUGUAUAAAUCUUCCUCUGCAUCAGACUUCUUCCAGCAGUUCCCCUUCCUAAAACACCCACGACUGCUACUUCACGAAAUGCGACUGCGGUUUGGUCACGACCUGGACUCCCUCUUCGGCACAUUCAUCGAGGAAGCAGCGGAGAAGAUUGUGGGGGCUUCCAAGGGCCCCCUGAAAGCAGCCAUAUUGCCGCCUGAUCGAGUCAUAUCACCAUGUAUGCGGACCAAUGCGGCUGUACUGCUCCUCCCGACCUUAAUGAAGGAGAACGCAAAAUAUUUGUUCUGCUUCAAUGAAGAACCACUGGCGCCAACACCAACUAUUAUGAUGUGCUUCGAAGACUCUCCACUGACAGCCGAUAUGGUUUCCAUCAAGAUGGAUGGGGAAUGCAUCAUCCCACCCUCCCCAGACAUCGAUGCCACUUUGGGGCUGUUGUGCAUUUUUUCAUUAUAUUUUUUAUUUGAUAUCCACUAUCCCAAAGAGGCACUGGCCUGUGCUCCAGAGACUGUCUUUGGUGAAGAGGGCAAAUCCAUCACCCUGGCCAUGAAGGGGGGUGACGUGGUGGAUAUUUUAUUUGUUUCCUGGGUCUUUGAUGAAACAGAUACACACAUUGUCAGUUACUAUCCACGUAAUCCUAAAGAUCGCCAGUUACGAGUUUCAUCCUCCUACAAGAGCAGAGUAGAGUUCAAUACCAGAGGCCUGUCUAUGGAGCUGAAGAACCUGACGAGGAAUGACACUGGACUCUACACAGGAGAGAUGAGAUUCAGCAACAAUACGAAUGACAGUGGGCUCUACCUAGAAGACUGCAACAUCAGCACCUGCACACAGGAUGGAGACUCUACUCAUGGUGGCCUCAGCAUCUUCACCAGGCACGGCUCCAUCAUCUGUAACCAUAGCAACCCAGUCAGCUGGAGCCAGGAUGCAGUGGACAUUGGGGACCUCUGCCCACCUCAACAAGUGGCUGAAACUAUGGUGGACUUUGUCUUGCUGCUGCUGUUGCAAGUCCUCAGUCUUCACACAGUGGUCUGUGUCCCAGAGACUGUCUUUGGUGAAGAGGGGAAAUCCAUCACACUGGCCAUGAAUGGGAGUGAUGUUGUGAAUAGAUCAUAUGUUGAUUAUGUCGCCUGGACUUUUAAUGAAAGAGACAUUGUCACUUACUAUCCACAUUAUCCUAAGGUUCGCCAGUUAAGAGUUUGGUCCUCCUACAAGAGCAGAGUAGAGUUCAAUACCAGAGACCUGUCUAUGGAGCUGAAGAACCUGACGAAGAAUGACACUGGACUCUACACAGGAGAGAUGAGAACACCAGAGAAUGUGCAUUUUGUUGAAUACUAUCUCUUUGUUUUUGAGCCAGUUGAGAAGCCAGUCCUGACUGCACAUCUUAACUGGUCCAGUGGUGACGAGUGUCAGGUGAUGGUGACGUGUAGAGCUGGUGACCUCUCUGUGACCUCCAGCUGCAACAUCAGCACCUGCACACAGGAUGGAGACUCUACUCAUGGUGGCCUCAGCAUCUUCACCAGGCACGGCUCCAUCAUCUGUAACCAUAGCAACCCAGUCAGCUGGAGCCAGGAUGUAGUGGACAUUGGGGACCUCUGCCCACCUGUACAAGUAGGGGCCAUCUCUAAGCACCAUCAGCCUACUGGGCUCUCCUGCAUUUGA
Engraulis encrasicolus (European anchovy) is the source of this 1923-nucleotide messenger RNA. RefSeq lists its product as uncharacterized. The record is from RefSeq and is a predicted model, not a curated record. Lineage: Eukaryota; Metazoa; Chordata; Actinopteri; Clupeiformes; Engraulidae. The transcript has 14 exons. The coding region runs from base 1 to 1923 and encodes 640 amino acids.